ACAAAGACAUAACCAAUUUGGUUAUUUUGGUUAAACCGAAAUAUUAAUUAAAUUAAUUUUACCUGAAUUUUAACUUGAUCGAACUUAUUCCAUCGAUUGUGCUGCGAUAUAAUAACUUAAAUAAAAUAUUAUAUCUAAAAUGGCUUCAAAAACUUAUAAAUAUUUUAUUUUGACCGGAGAACCUGGAGUGGGCAAGACUACACUGACAAAGAAAUUAGUAGCGGAAAUUGUAAGCAAAGGUAUUAAAACUUCGGGAUUCUAUACCGAAGAAGUUCGAUAUGAUAGGACUAGAGAGGGGUUUGAUGUAGUAGGUUUGGAUGGUGCUAGAGGGAGAUUGGCAAGAGAUCAGAGUCUGUUGAAUAUUCCCGUCAAAUAUAAAGUCGGAAAAUAUGGUGUUCUAGUAGAAGAAUUUGAAAUUAUUGCUUUGCCCUCCCUCGUGAAGCCAAAUAACACUCAAGCACACUUACUGGUCAUAGAUGAAAUAGGAAAAAUGGAGUUCUUUAGUGAAAAAUUCAAGAAUGCCAUUCAGACAAUUUUUAGUCCCUCAUCAGAAUACACAGUACUGGCCACCAUCCCUAUUAGAAAAAGUGACAAAUUAAUUGAGUCUAUUAGAAACCAUAGUCAAGCUAAAGUUUGGACGGUAACAAGAGAGAACAGAAACAGUAUCCAAGAAGAAAUUGUAAAUGAAAUAAAUAAAACAAUUAGAUUCUAAUUAAGUAUUAUUUAUUUUAAUAGUACAUGCAAUAAUAAUACAAUUAUUAAGGCGCGUUUUAGCAAUUUAGAAUUGGUUUUAUUUAACCAUUUAGCACCAAAACAUGUGUUAACAUUAAGUAUUCAAAUAUUUGAAUAUAGCUGCAAUUAAUAUGGAUCUACAGAUUGAAUAGUAAUCACGUAAUAAAUAAAAUGUAAGCCAUACAUUUUGAUUCAGUUUGGAUCUACAUUAUCUAGGUACAUAAUAGGUAGUAUAGAGUUAUAGACUGUGAUUAAUAUUUAUAUAAAAUGUGGACCAAUUAUAUAAAUAUUUACGCCUAUAAAUUAUUUAAAUACAUUAAUU
This is a messenger RNA of Spodoptera litura, 1054 nucleotides long. RefSeq lists its product as uncharacterized. NCBI's taxonomy places the organism in Eukaryota, Metazoa, Arthropoda, Insecta, Lepidoptera, Noctuidae. Gene Ontology annotation, molecular function: ribonucleoside triphosphate phosphatase activity. The record is from RefSeq and is a predicted model, not a curated record.